This is a messenger RNA of Danaus chrysippus (African queen), 438 nucleotides long. NCBI's taxonomy places the organism in Eukaryota, Metazoa, Arthropoda, Insecta, Lepidoptera, Nymphalidae. The record is from the annotation of a GenBank genome assembly.
AUGCAAGAAGAUAGAGAGAGCGAUGUAGAAAAUGAUACACCCUUUAUUAUUAACUCUGGAGACGAAAGGACUGAUCACCCUCGAGUUGUGGAGUUAUUAAGAAAGCCUUAUGAUUCGGUUGAAAUGAAUUUGAUAGAGGCAUCUAAGUUAGAUAAAUUACGAAAGAUACAACAUCGUUUAAAUCUGCAGCGCGAGGAUCGCAUCCCCGCCCCGGACAGCCGUACAAAAAUAUACACACGACGAAGACGCGCGAACAACGAGCGACAUAGACAACAACACAAGAGGCUCGCGACGGAAUGUUGCAACUCCCUCACUCCCACGGCGCGGCCGCGCUCACAGCGGGCCGCGGCCGACACACUCUCACGAUCACUAGGUAUUAAAGCUUCAAUUAAGAUUCGUCUCGCUGCCACCGCCUCGGCUGGAGGCGCCUCCUCGUGA